Prorocentrum cordatum is the source of this 867-nucleotide messenger RNA. Lineage: Eukaryota; Dinophyceae; Prorocentrales; Prorocentraceae. The record is from the annotation of a GenBank genome assembly.
AUGUCCGAGACUACUAGCACGACACUGUCUUCAAGCACGACCGUCUCAUCCACAUCUGGAACUUCGUCGACGCCAACGACAUGGACAAGCAUGUCGGACACAUCCACCAGGACCGAGACUUCCACCACCACCGCGUCAACCCUCACAGAGACUGUGAGUUCGAUCACGACACGGUCAUCGUCAACACAGAGUUCUAGCACGACGUUGACAACUACGUCGGACACCUCUUCCACGACAGAGUCAUCGACAACGGGAACCUCCUUUAUGAUAUUGAGUUCGACAUCUGAGACUUCUAGCACGACGAUGUCCUCGGGCACGACGCUGACAACUUCGUCAGACAGCUCUACCACGACACUGACAUCGACAACGGAGACCUCCCUCACAUCGACCGUGUCUUCAAGCACGACCGUCUCAUCCACAUCUGGAACUUCGUCGACGCCAACGACAUGGACAAGCAUGUCGGACACAUCCACCAGGACCGAGACCUCCACCACCACCGCGUCAACCCUCACAGAGAGUCUCAGCUCGCGAGCGAGUACGGCAUCCGAGUCAUCCAGCACAACAGGUUCAACGGACACAGGUACGCCCAAUACGACUUCGAUCACAGUGACAGGGACCAUCACAGCGAGUGAGAGCACGACAUCCCCCGCGGUGGAGACGACGGGUGCUGCGACCACGGCGCCAGCCGAAGACAGCACAUCCCAGGCGGGGACAUCUGGCACCCAGGAGGCCACCACUCUGGUGUCGGAGACGACAGGUGGCGUUAUCUCUGACGCUCUCGCGGAUCCGCCGGGCCCUUCCAGAAGGCCGAGGAGAACACAGCCACACAGAUCGGCCGCUCGUACGAGUGACCUCUCGCUGGAGUGA